Molecule: messenger RNA, 696 nt
Organism: Lasiosphaeria miniovina
Lineage: Eukaryota; Fungi; Ascomycota; Sordariomycetes; Sordariales; Lasiosphaeriaceae
Exons: 1
Coding region: 1-696 (231 amino acids)
Molecular function (GO): riboflavin reductase (NADPH) activity; biliverdin reductase [NAD(P)H] activity
Source: RefSeq, a predicted model, not a curated record
AUGCAUUUCCUCCUCCUCGGCGCAACUGGACGGACCGGCCGGCACGUCGUAUCUCAACUGCUCGCCCAAGGUCAUACAGCGGUGGCCUUGGUUCGCGUCUCCGGCAGCCUCGCCCCUCGCUCUGGACUCACCGUCGUCACCGGCUCCCCGCUGUCAAAAACCGAUAUACAAAGCGCACUGUCCGCGGCACCAUCUCUGACGCCUUUUGCAGCCAUCAUCACAUUGAACACAGUCCGCAAGUCCGACAGCCCUUUCGCGCCUCAGGUCUCGGCCCCUCGCUUCCUAGCCGACUCGUGCGCAAACGUCUGUGAGGUCCUGGAGGACGCCGGCGUGCUUCGCAUUGUCGUCAUGUCCACCGCAGGCGCCGGGGAUUCAUGGCCCAAUCUGCCGUGGCUAUCAAGGGUUUUCAUGGGCUCAACCAACAUCAAGUACGCGCUCGAGGACCACAACAUCGUUGAUAGUGAGAUUCGCAAGACCAAGAUGGAUUGGACUCUUGUAAGGGCUUCGAGGCUGCGCUUUGAGGAGCAGGACGAGACCUCGAUGACGAUGAAGACUACCGAUAUUAAGAUCCUAGAUAGCGUAGGGUUCGGGAUGCGAAUAAGCGAUAGCAUUCACAUCGGUCAAGUAGCAGGAUUCUUAAUUAAGGUCGCUAUCGAAGGACUUUAUAUAAAGAGAGCUAUAGUAAUAAAAAACUAG